This is a messenger RNA of Helicoverpa zea (corn earworm), 3325 nucleotides long. RefSeq lists its product as uncharacterized. NCBI's taxonomy places the organism in Eukaryota, Metazoa, Arthropoda, Insecta, Lepidoptera, Noctuidae. The transcript is spliced from 2 exons. The record is from RefSeq and is a predicted model, not a curated record. Gene Ontology annotation, molecular function: nucleic acid binding. The coding region runs from base 39 to 3035 and encodes 998 amino acids.
CUAAUUACAAAAAACAUUGUGUUAGUGAGUUAUUCAAAAUGAGUGAAAGUGAAAAGUCAGAGAUUCAAGUUCCUAUUAGAAAACGUAGUGCCAUCAAAGGCCAAGUUACAAAAUUCUACAACUAUUUACAAGAGAUAUCUAAAAAUACUCCAAUUAGUAGCUUGCAGUCUAAAGAAAUUGUUUUAAAAAUAGAGAAAUGUCAAACUUUAUUAAGUACAUUUGAUACCUUGCAAACUGAAAUUGAAUUGAAUUGCUCAGAUUUAGAGGAACAGUUAGCUGAGAGAGAAUUAAUUGAAGAAAAUUUUCAUAAGUGUAUCGCAUUGGCUCAAGAAAUAAAUGAAUCAGCGAGUGUUUCAAAAACUGAACAUCAAAAGCAUGAGUCAGAAUAUGGUAGUGUAAAUAAUAGUCAAUGUAGUCAUAGGUUUAGUUCAGUAAAAUUGCCCACAAUAAAAUUGCCAUCUUUUGAUGGAAAUUACCUUAAAUGGCUGGAAUUUAGAGACACUUUUGACAGUUUAAUUAAUAGUAAUGAAAAUAUUCCUAACAUAAACAAGUUUCAUUAUUUAAGGUCAUCCUUAGAAGGAGGAGCACUAGUAGUUAUCAAAUCAAUAGAAUUCACAUCUAACAAUUAUAAAGUAGCAUGGGAUUUAGUUUGUCAAAGAUAUAAUAAUAAAAAUUUACUUAUAAAUAAUCAUUUAAAAGCAUUAUUUAAUAUAGAAGCCUUAACAAGAGAAUCUCACAAAGCUUUAAGAUUCUUAAUUGAUUUAGUUUCAAAAAACUUAAGAGCACUAAAUACUUUAGGGCAGCCAACAGAUAAAUGGGAUGCUUUAAUUAUUUAUAUGGUGUCCACAAAGCUAGAUAGCACCACUAGUAGAAAGUGGGAAGAAUUAAAAAAUGGGUUACCAGAAUUACCUACUUUAGAGCAAUUCAAUGAUUUCUUGCGUAACAGGGCAGAUGUUUUAGAAACAACACAAGUUCAAAAUAUAAGUAGGAAUGAUAAUUAUAAAUCACAAGGUCCUAGGGAGCAAAAGUAUUCUAAUUCUAAGUCUUUUGUUAGUUCAAUGAGUAACAACAAUUCUUACAAAAAGUCAUGUGAUAUUUGUCAUGAAAGUCAUCAUUUGCAUGCAUGUUCAAAGUUUAAUGAUAUGUCAACUGAAGCUAGGUUAGAUACAGCCUUAAAGUUGAAAUUAUGUCUCAACUGUUUGCGAAGUGGACAUACUGCAAAACAUUGCUUCCUAAAAGGUUCCUGUAAAUAUUGUAAUAAGAAACAUAACUCUUUGUUGCAUAAAGAUUCUACUGUAGGAUGUAGUAGUAGUAGUUCAAAUACAAAUAAUAAUAACUUACCUCCAAAUACUUUACCCACAACACUUUCAGCAGUCUCUGCAAGUCAGGUACUAUUAUGUACAGCUAUAGUGGAAAUUGUAAAUCCUGAAAAUAAUAUUUCUUACCGUGCUCGAGCUCUCCUUGACACAGGUAGUCAAUCAUCGUUUAUUACAAAUAAAUUCAAAAUAAAGCUAGGUCUACAGACACAAUGUUCAAACCCAAUACGUAUCGCUGGCAUUGGUAAUGUGCAGUGUGACAUUACAGAGAGGUGUAGUUUGAAAUUAUUUUCAUGUAUUGAUAAAUCAUUUAACUUAGAAAUGAUGUGUUUAGUAGUACCACAAAUAACUAGUAGUUUACCAACACUAAAAGUUGAUGUUAAAAGUUUAGGGCUGCCGGCUAACAUAAUCCUUGCAGACCCUGAGUUCCAUUGUCCCUCCGAUAUUGAUAUGUUAUUGGGGGCAGACGUUUUUUGGGAAAUAGUAGGUACCCAACAAAUAGGAUUGGGUAGACAUCGGCCUAUAUUACAAAGCUCUAAGUUAGGCUGGCUAGUAACUGGCCCUAUAGGAAUAGGACAGUCUAAUUUGUCACAUGAAAAUUCAUAUAUUAAUGUUUUAAAUUGUAGUAUUAUAAAGGAUGAUAUUCAUGAUUCAUUACAAAGAUUUUGGGAGGUAGAAGAAUUGCCUUCAAAUAAAAUAUCUUACACGCUUGAAGAACAAGCAUGUGAAAACAGUUUUAAACAAAAUACAAGUCGCUUGCCAAGUGGUAGGUUUUUAGUUAAAAUGCCACUGAAAGAAUCACCAGAGGAAGCAUUAGGUGAUUCAUAUAAUAUUGCCAAAAGGCGUUUUUUUAGUUUAGAAAACAAGUUAGAUAAGAAUCCUAAUAUUAAGAAACAAUAUGUAGAUUUUAUUAAAGAAUAUUUAGAUUUAGGUCAUUUGGAAGAUACAUCUCUACCACUUAAAGUUUUACAAUUAAACACUGUAACAUAUGGUACAGCUUCAGCACCUUUCCUAAGUACUAGAUGUCUAUUGCAAUUAGCUGAAGAAUGUACAGAUAUGUCUAUUGCUAAUAUAAUUAAGAAUGAUUUUUAUUAUGAUGACCUAAGUACUGAAGGCAUUAGAUUUAAAUUUAGCCCUGCAUAUUCACCUCAUUUUGGGGGUAUUUGGGAAGCUGGGGUUAAAUCAUCCAAACAUCAUCUUAAGAGAAUAGCUGGCAACGCAGCCUUAACAUUUGAGGAACUUGCAACGUUGUUCACACAAAUAGAGGCUAUCCUAAAUUCCCGUCCCCUAUCUCCUCUCUCAUCCGACCCAACCGAUCUCCUACCCUUAACCCCUGGGCACUUCCUAAUCGGGCGGCCACUCAAGUCGGUGCCGUCCUUGCUAAUUGAAAAGUCUAGAGCUAACAGAUACGAGCGUAUAGAGCAGCUGCGGCAACAGUUUUGGGAGCGAUGGCGCCGAGAGUACCUCGCCGAACUCCAACAGAGGACCAAGUGGCGGAGACCAGACCGGGAACUCAAAGUAGGCGACUUGGUCAUCCUCAAAGAAGACAACCUACCUCCAUUAUGCUGGCGACUAGGCCGCAUAACCAAACUUUACCAAGGACCAGAUGGCGUCAGCAGAGUCGCCGACGUCCUCACAUCGAGAGGGACUGUCAAGAGGGCAGUCCACAAGUUUUGCAUCAUACCUGGAGAUGACAUCGACCCAAAUUCAACUGCUUGAUAGCUGUGCUAUCAAGGCCCGGGAGGAUGUUAACGCGCACACUGUGCAGGCGCGCCAAACCGAUCCACCGUGCAGCACGAGAAGGGGAUGCGGGACGCGCGGGAGGAGGGCCGCUGGCCGCGUCGCUUCGCCGGGGCCGCGCGCCGGUCUCUUUCGCCAUCGGCACCGGACGAGUGCACACGUCGUGAUUAACCUAAUAUUUUUGUAUAACGCCAAUCGCCACACGUCGUAACUAUGAAACCUAUGUAACUAAUUACUUUCUUAAGAAUAUAAGCAGUUUGUACCAGAGG